ACUAGGGACAAAACCAUAAGGGAAACCAUGGAAUAAAGAGCAGCAACGCCAGAUCCCAGGCGAAAUGUGUGUCAGGAUUCCAUACAGAAGUCCACCAUGGAACUAAGAGUAACAAACCCAGAUCCCAAACAGACAGUGUGUCAGCAUUCCAAUGCGCUCCGCAUGCCGGAUCUUCCAGACAGCCGAAACAUGACCUAGUACAGCCGCAAACUUAUCAACAACAAGGGAGGAGAGCGGAUUAAUUCAGACUGGGCAGGCAUCGGAGAAAAGGUGACAUCUCCCAAGCAAUGAACAUGAAACUUAAUGAAAAAAGUAUGGUACAUUUUGCCACCUCUGAUUCUCCAGCAGACUACACAGGAUACCUCAACAAGAGAGGUUCACAGAAUUCAGGCUACAAGAAAAGGUGGUUUGUUUUAAAGGGGAAUCUACUAUUUUAUUUUGAGAAUCGGGAUUGCAGAGAACCUGUGGGCGUAGUCGUGCUUGAAGGGUGUACUGUGGAACUCUGCCAGUCCAGUGAAGAGUAUGCAUUUGCAAUUUCAUUUAAUGGAGCAGGAUGUCAUCCUUACAUCUUAGCAGCAGAAUCUCAAGAUGAAAUGGAGGGUUGGGUGAAAGCCUUGUCUAGAGCUAGUUUUGACUAUAUGAGACUUGUUGUGAAGGAGCUUGAAAUGCAGCUAGAACUGAUGCAAAAAAGCCAUACUCGUAAAAAGCAUAGCCGGUACCGAGGUAAGGCCCGCACUGUUGCCCGUACAAAAUGGGAAAAUUCUUCACAGAUGUGCAACCUAAAUGGCUUUGUGAACUCAGAAGACUCCAAUAUGGCAUCGCAUACCAGUCAGAAGGCUCCGGCAUGGCAAUACAACCAGGUUAUUCCACCACCUUUACCCCCUCGUAGACGUGGUGCUCAGUGGGUUGAUGCUGUAACACCAACUUCCUCUGUUAAAUUAUUGGAAAGCCCAGUGUGUCCUGGAACUGUCUGUUUCCACAAACUGCACGAGUGGUAUGGAAGAGAAAUUGAAGAGAUACGAAGAAUUUGGCAGAAUGAACAGAGAAGCCAACAUGAAUCCGCAUAGGAAAAUUAUAUAUUUGGCUGUACAAGCCUUGUGUUAGAACUGAUUUUAUAAGUCGUAUGCAU
Pelobates fuscus (common spadefoot toad) is the source of this 1129-nucleotide messenger RNA. Its product is annotated as sesquipedalian-1-like. NCBI's taxonomy places the organism in Eukaryota, Metazoa, Chordata, Amphibia, Anura, Pelobatidae. The record is from RefSeq and is a predicted model, not a curated record. Gene Ontology annotation, cellular component: recycling endosome; trans-Golgi network; early endosome. Gene Ontology annotation, biological process: endosome organization; receptor recycling; retrograde transport, endosome to Golgi. Bases 288 to 1067 code for a protein of 259 amino acids. The transcript has 2 exons.